This is a messenger RNA of Prorocentrum cordatum, 269 nucleotides long. The record is from the annotation of a GenBank genome assembly. NCBI's taxonomy places the organism in Eukaryota, Dinophyceae, Prorocentrales, Prorocentraceae.
GAGUGGGAGGAGCGACAGAAGAUGAGGCAGGAGGAGCUCACGGCAGUCGCCCAGGCGAUCUCUGUGCUCAGCAGCGACGAAGCGAGGGACCAGUUCAGCAAGUCCUUCAACCCGAGCUUCCUGCAGGAGGCCCGCCGCGCCCAGCCCCACGGCCGCGGCGCCGGCGGCGCGGGUGCGCGGCGGCAGCGAGUUGGCGCCGCGAGGAGACAGCAGCUGGCCAACGUCUCCGCGGGCCUGGCGAAGGCGGCGCAGAAAGUCCACAGCCCGCG